AUGGCACAUGCAUAUUCAAGCUUAUUUGUUAAAGUAAAGGAAGCAAAGAUCGCAGUUGUUUUGGUAUAUGUUGAUGACCUCAUCAUCACUGGCGAUGAUAAAACAGAAAUUUUCCAAACAAAGGAGAACCUGUCAGUUCGCUUUCAAAUGAAGGAACUUGGAGAAUUGAAACACUUCCUUGGAUUAGAAAUUGACCGAACUAAGGAAGGUUUAUUUCUUUGUCAACAAAAGUACGCAAGAGAUUUGUUGCAAAGGUUUGGAAUGCUCGAGUGCAAGCCCAUCUCAACACCUAUGGAAACUAAUGCCAAGUUAUGCGCGCAUGAAGGGCAUGACUUGCAAGAUGGAGCAAUGUACCGACAGCUGGUUGGUAGUCUAAUUUAUCUAACAUUGACUCGACCAGAUACCUCGUAUGCAGUUGGUGUAGCAAGUCGGUAUAUGCAGCACCCAAAGAAACCUCAUUUGGAAGCAGUGCGACGAAUGCUGAGGUAUGUCAAAGAUACCAUUAACUAUGGUCUCUUAUAUAAGAAAGAUGAUGAGGUUAAGAUAGUUGGAUACUGUGAUGCUAAUUAUGCUGGAGAUCAUGAUACCCGUCGAUCAACUACUGUGUAUGUAUUCAAGCUUGGAUCUGGAGCUAUAUCUUGGUGUAGUAAAAGGCAACCAACGGUGUCCUUGUCAACCACUGAAGCAGAAUAUAGAGCAGCAGCAAUGACAGCUCAGGAAAGUAUGUGGUUGAUGCAACUAAUGAAGGAUCUACACCAAUCUACAGACAAUGCAAUACUGCUUUAUUGUGAUAAUCAAUCUGCUAUUCGCUUAGCAGAAAAUCCAGUAUUUCAUGCAAGGACAAAGCACGUGGAAGUGCAUUAUCAUUUUUUGAGAGAAAAAGUGCUUCAAGAAGAAAUAGAGAUGCAACAAAUCAACACAGAUGAUCAAGUUGCUAACAUAUUCACCAAAGGACUAAGCACAAUCAAGUUUUCGAAAUUCAGAACUCAACUAAACCUCGUCAAACGAGAAGAAGCUUAG
Messenger RNA from Humulus lupulus (European hop), 1020 nucleotides. RefSeq lists its product as uncharacterized. The transcript has a single exon. Lineage: Eukaryota; Viridiplantae; Streptophyta; Magnoliopsida; Rosales; Cannabaceae. The record is from RefSeq and is a predicted model, not a curated record. The coding region runs from base 1 to 1020 and encodes 339 amino acids.